Molecule: messenger RNA, 1593 nt
Organism: Endocarpon pusillum Z07020
Lineage: Eukaryota; Fungi; Ascomycota; Eurotiomycetes; Verrucariales; Verrucariaceae
Exons: 3
Coding region: 1-1593 (530 amino acids)
Cellular component (GO): nucleus
Molecular function (GO): DNA binding
Source: RefSeq, a predicted model, not a curated record
AUGGCUGACGCAUUUGCUAAUUUGAAGAAGUCAGAACGCAUCGAAAAAGCUGUUUGCGCAUGUCAAGAGGAUAGCAAAUUAACAGCACGAAAAGCUGCGAAAAUUUACAACAUUGCUGCUUCUACGAUUACUCGACGCCUCAAUAAGCAAACGAAGUCCAGAAAGCUUAUAAGCGAAUCGCAGCAACUCUUGACCCCUGUGGAGGAGCGUACCAUUAUUCAAUGGGUUAUUCAAUACUACAAAUGGGGAUUACCCCUUGGUUGGAAGCAAAUUCGCCAAUUCGCGAUAGAAAUCCUCCUUCGAAAACGCCCGCAGCCACAGGGCAGUGUACCCUCUUUAGGCAGGCAUUGGCACAAGAAGUUGCUUACUCGAAAUCCUCAAAUAAAGCGCGUAAUUGCGCGUGGCCUUGAUCGUACACGAGCAUCUGCAAUGCUCAGAGUUGAGACUAUUCAAGAGUAUUUCGAGCUCUACAACUCUUUACGGCAGAGAUAUCAGAUUUUGCCUCAAGAUACGUACAAUAUGGAUGAGAAGGGCUUUUGUAUGGGCGCAAUUCAACGCUCUUCUGUGCUUAUCCCUGUGGGCGAAAGAGAGGCAUUUCUACGGCAGGAUGGCAACAGAGAGUGGGUCUCCGUCAUAGAGACUAUUUCUGCAUCUGGCGAAUCGCUAUCAAGCUAUAUCAUCCUCAAAGCAAGCUAUCAACAGAGUAGUUGGUAUCAACAGCUUGAUACGCAGAGCCUCUUAUGGCUAAAACAGCAUUUUGACGUCGAAACAGCUAAACGUCAAGUUGGCGAAUAUCGACUGCUCCUCCUUGAUGAUUAUUCUACUUGUGCUCCCCCCUCAUACGACUCACUACAGCCACUCGACGUUGUUAUAUUUCAGCCACUUUCGAAAUACUAUAGCGUUGAGGUCGAAAAUCACUCUCGAGAGAAGCAUUAUUGGUUAGAUAAAGAGGAUUUUAUCGUCUACUAUCAAAAUGCUCGAAAAAAGGCGCUUCGAGAGGGCAACAUUCUUUCUGCGUGGCGAACAACAGGGUUACAGCCUUAUAACCCACAAAUAGUGCUCACAAAGCUACCAAAUCGACUUACUACCCCCCCUGAAUCAGCUCAAAUUCAGCUUAUUCUUAACGGCAACUCCUCUCUCAACUUGCUUGUUGGUGCAAGCAAUGAUUAUGUCACUAAAGCUACGCAAGCUAUCAAAGAUACAAUGCUAGGGAGCCCUGCAGAACAUGCUAUCAAGACGAUAGAGUAUCUCAACGCUAAUAACGCAAUUCUGAGCAAAACGAAUACUCAAUUAGUAGCUGCCUCACGAUCUCGCCAACAGGCCAAAAAAGGCAAGAAGACCCUGGGCAAAGCACGCUCACUCAGCAAGGAGGACGUUGAUAAGAUGCGCAAGGAGGCAGAGGCUAAGGAGGCAGCUGAAAUAGCUCAUAAAGCUGCUAUGGGGCGGAAGAAGAAGGAGCAAGCACUCAAAAAGGCGCAGAAGGAGGCAGAUAAAGCAGAACGCGCAUUUCAACGCGCCCAGGCGAAGGAUACACGCGAAACGCAGGCUGAGAUGGCUCGAUUGGGCAGAAUAAAGCAAUGUUUGUUUACAUAA